UCAACAAAGCAAAUGGGAGGGCCUAAAUUUCAAAGAGCAAGAAAGGGGGGCUAAUCACAUGGGGGGACCUAAUGGAGAUUGGCAGGGUGACUUUCAGUCUUCAACAGUCACCCUGGACUGCUGUAGUGAAGGACGAAGAGUUUUACAUCUUUUCUAAUGGAGGAGAGAACAUAUUUGUUCACCAGCAAUCUGCCUUUGACCCUCCUCAAAGCCAAAUUUCUCACCACUGCCUAGAAAAGGACCUAACUCGGAGAAUAAAUGUGUCCUCCUUGAUUGUCUUCCUCUUGAGGGCAGUGAGAGAAAGUUGAAUAAAUAUAGAAAGGAGUAUAUAUUAGAAGGGAAGAAAAAAGACAAAGGGAAGCAAAGGCAGAGACCAUAAAAAGAGAAAUAGAGAAGGAAACCAGGCUAAAAAGGGAGAGAGAGACCACAGAAAGUAAAAGCCAGAGAGAACAAGAGUAAAGAGAGAGGGCAAGAAAGAAGGAAAAGUUGAUUUGCUGCUAAGAAAAGUUUCUCUCUUUAAGUUGUCUAGAUCAAGAAAUCAGACAUGGCACAGACCACAGAAAGGAGGCAAGAGGUGCCCAGUGCCUGAUCCUGGGGAAGCAGGAGCACAGCCUGAUGAGAGUCCAAGCCCACGCUACCACCUCUGCUCUGAUGUACUUCAUCCAGCUUCCUGGGGCAAGAUGUGAAGAGACCUGUGUCAGUCCUGAACAUUGCCUGACCACAGACUGGGUACAUCUAUGGUAUAUAUGGUUGCUGGUAGUAAUUGGUGGGCUGCUUCUCCUAUGUGGUCUGACUUCAGUGUGCUUCCGUUGUUGCUGUCUGAGACGCCAGCAAAAUGGGGAAGAUGGGGGCCCACCUCCCUACGAAGUGACAGUCAUCGCUUUUGAUCAUGACAGCACUCUUCAGAGCACCAUCACGUCCCUGCAGUCAGUGUUUGGCCCUGCGGCUCGAAGAAUCUUGGCUGUAGCUCAUUCCCACAGCUCCCUGGGCCAAUUGCCUUCCUCCUCAGACACCCUCCCAGGGUAUGAAGAAGCUCUUCACAUGAGUCGCUUCACCGUAGCAAGGUGUGGGCCGAAAGCACCUGACCUAUCUCCAGUGCCAGAAGAAAAGCAGCUGACUCCAAGGGAGAAGGAGUCUCCUGGAAUAGAACAUUCUGAUUGAUGGGAACUUUGAUUUUAUGAAUGGAGCAGGGGUAUCUCUAGAGCCUGUAGAGACCCACAGACCUAGGGGACAUUUCUUUUUCUAACUUUCAGAAGGUUUAGGAUGGCACCUAAACAUCGUGCUGUGAAAAAGAUAAGUUAUCGCUCUUUAUUCUCAGCCACACAUAUUUUCUGAUAUGGAAUGUGCUAAUCGGGAACUCACAUUCAUUGUCCAGUAGCCAACCUUUGCAGCUUGUCUUUACCCAUGCUCGUUACUACCAAAUCAGCAAAGCAUCAAAGGUGCCUCAAAAGCCUUCACCUACCCAGUGCAUAUAAAGUACCGUCACCCAUAUGUUACUGCAAGUUGCUUUUCUCUCUGCCAGCUAAGAGUGACACACUUGAGGAGAAGAGCCAUCAACAUUAAUGCGCUGAGUCCAUAUAUCCUUCCUCCUGAGAGAACAGCCAACUUUACACUGGACGAGAAGGAUCAUCUUAGACAUUAUGUAAUACCCAACUGGACAGCCAGAAGCCAGGGGUGUGAUGGCCAGCAUGAGCUAAGGGAACACAAUACAGAAAUGACGUGCCGAAUAUCAAGGUUUUUCACUCUGGCUUCACCCACCGGCAUUACAAGAAACUGCAUCAAGUACAGUAACAGUUCUAUUAAUUCUCCAUUUCCUCUCCUUGUAAACACACACACACACACUCUUUCCUAACUUAAUUAAAUGACAACUCUAAAUGAAUAGCGUUGCUUUGCUUCUUUCCCCCUUCCUGCUUUGACCACUUAAAGCCACAAGAUGUCUUUAGUGACGCACAUGGGGACCCUCACUGCCAUCUAGUGGACACAUGGUAGAAAAAUCUGUUUUCCCCUUUAGGCCUGUCAGCUUGUGUCUCCAGCGUUUGUGGCACCAAGUGAACUAAGUCUGAAUGGGCUCCUUCCCGUGACAUCAUUCUUCCGUGUAAUGCAAAGUUGUCUAUAUAAAAUACUACCUCCAAAAAGUAUCGUUAUUGGAAAAAUGAGGAAUUGAAGUGUAUUUGGGGGAAAUCUACUCACCAGUGACCUUAAAGAAGUCACGGAAAUCUUUAAAACCCAGCUUUCUCAUCUGCAAAAUAAAACAAAAACAAAAAAAUCAAACCCAUUGCUUUCGAGCCAGUUCCUACUCAUAGCGGCUCUAUAGGACAGGAUAGAAUUGCCCCAUAGGGUUUCCAAGGAGCGGCUGGUGGAUUCAAACUGCUGACCUUUUGGUUAGCAGCCAUAGCUCUUAACCUCUGUGCCACCAGAGCUACACCUAUAAAAUCAAGGAUAAUGAUACCUCACAGGAUUGUCAUGAGGAUCAAACAAGCUAAACAUAUAUGACAUGGUUUAUAAAAUAUUGUGCACAUGUAUUUAUUAUUAUUAUUAUUGACAUCAAAUCUUAACCUACUUGCUGUCAUUCCACUGAAAAUUAUGUUCUGAUUCAUCCCUUUACCUGCUUACUAUGCUAUUGCUAAACUACACCUGAA
This is a messenger RNA of Loxodonta africana (African savanna elephant), 2639 nucleotides long. RefSeq names its product transmembrane protein 52B (gene TMEM52B). Bases 616 to 1161 code for a protein of 181 amino acids. NCBI's taxonomy places the organism in Eukaryota, Metazoa, Chordata, Mammalia, Proboscidea, Elephantidae. The transcript has 5 exons. The record is from RefSeq and is a predicted model, not a curated record.